CUCACUCACUCACUUCAGUGUCAGUACUUCAUUGGUUUGUAUACACUGUGGCUCCAUACCCUGACACUGUGGCUCCAUACCCUGACACUGUGGCUCCAUGCCUUGAGACUGUGGCUCCAUGCCUUGACACUGUGGCUCCACACCCUGACACUGUGGCUCCACACCCUGACACUGUGACUCCACACCCUGACACUGUGGCUCCAUGCCCUGACACUGUGGCUCCAUGCCCUGACACCAUGGCUCCAUGCCUUGAGACUGUGGCUCCAUACCCUGACACUGUGGCUCCACACCCUGACACUGUGACUCAAUACCCUGAUACUGGCUCCACACCUGCUGUGGCUCCAUACCCUGACACUGUGGCUCCAUAUGCUGACACUGUGGCUCCAUGUCCUGACACUUCGGCUCCACACCCUGACACUGUGGCUCCACACCCUGACACUGUGGCUCCAUACGCUGACACUGUGGCUCAAUGUCCUGACACUGUUGUUCCAUACCCUGACACUGUGGCUUCUGAACCUGACACUGUGGCUCCACAUCCUGAUACUGUGGCUUCAUGCCCUGACACUGUGUCUCCUCACCCUGACACUGGCUCCACACCCUGACACUGUGUCUCCUCACCCUGACACUGUAACUCCACAUCCUGACACUGUGGUUCAAUACCCUGACACUGUGGCUUCUGAACCUGACACUGUGGCUCCACAUCCUGAUACAGUGGCUUCAUACCCUGACACUGUGGCUCCACACCCUGACAGUGUGGCUCCACGCCCAGACACUGUGGUUACACGCCCUGACACUGUGGUUCAAUACCCUGACACUGUGGUUACACGCCCUGACACUGUGGUUCAAUACCCUGACACUGUGUCUUCUGAACCUAACACUGUGGCUCCACAUCCUGAUACUGUGGCUCCACAUCCUGAUACUGUGGCUUCAUGCCCUGACACUGUGGCUCCUCACCCUGACACUGUGGCUCUACAUCCUGAUACUGUGGCUCCACGCCCUGACACUGUGGCUCCACACCCUGACAGUGUGGCUCCACACCCUGACACUGUGGUUACACGCCCUGACACUGUGGUUCAAUACCCUGACACUGUGUCUUCUGAACCUAACACUGUGGCUCCACAUCCUGAUACUGUGGCUUCAUACCCUGACACUGUGCCUCCAUGCUCUUACACUGUGGCUCCACGCCCUGACAGUGUGGCUCCACACCCUGACACUGUGGCUUCUGAACCUGACACUGCGGCUCCACACCCUGACACUGUGGCUUCUGAACCUGACACUGCGGCUCCACACCCUGACACUGUGGCUCCACAUCCUGAUACUGUGGCUUCAUACCCUGACACAGUGGCUCCAUGCUCUUACACUGUGGCUCCACACCCUGACACUGUGGCUUCUGAACCUGACACUGCGGCUCCACACCCUGACACUGUGGCUCCACAUCCUGAUACUGUGGCUUCAUACCCUGACACAGUGGCUCCAUGCUCUUACACUGUGGCUCCACACCCUGACACUGUGGCUCCAUGCCCAGACACUGUGGCUCCACACCCUGACACUGUGGCUCCAUACCCUGACACUCUUGCUCCACACCCUGACACUGUGGCUCCAUGCUCUUACACUGUGGCUCCUCACCCUGACACUGUGGCUUCAUACCCUGACACUGUGCCUCCAUGCUCUUACACUGUGGCUCCACGCCCUGACAGUGUGGCUCCACACCCUGACACUGUGCCUCCACAUCCUGACACUGUGGCUUCUGAACCUGACACUGCGGCUCCACACCCUGACACUGUGGCUUCUGAACCUGACACUGCGGCUCCACACCCUGACACUGUGGCUCCACAUCCUGAUACUGUGGCUUCAUACCCUGACACAGUGGCUCCACGCCCUGACAGUGUGGCUCCACGACCUGACACUGUGGCUCCACGCCCUGACACUGUGGUUCAAUACCCUGACACUGUGGCUUCUGAACCUAACACUGUGGCUCCACAUCCUGAUACUGUGGCUUCAUACCCUGACACAGUGGCUCCAUGCUCUUACACUCUGGCUCCACGCCCUGACAGUGUGGCUCCACACCCUGACACUGUGGCUCCACGCCCUGACACUGUGGUUCAAUACCCUGACACUGUGGCUUCUGAACCUAACACUGUGGCUCCACAUCCUGAUACUGUGGCUUCAUGCCCUGACACUGUGGCUUCAUGCCCUGACACUGUGGCUCCACACCCUGACACUGUGGCUCCACAUUCUGAUAAUGUGGCUUCAUGCCCUGACACUGUGGCUCCAUACCCUGUCACUGUGGCUCCACAUCCUGAUACAGUGGCUUCAUACCCUGACACAGUGGCUCCAUGCUCUUACACUGUGGCUCCACACCCUGACACUAUGGCUCCACGCCCAGACACUGUGCCUCCACACCCUGACACUGUGGCUCCACACCCUGACACUGUUGCUCCAUGCUCUUACACUGUGGCUCCACGCCCUGACACUGUGGCUCCACGCCCUGACACUGUGGCUCCAUGCUCUUACACUGUGGCUCCACACCCUGACACUGUGGCUCCACGCCCUGACACUGUGGCUCCACGCCCUGACACUGUGUCUCCUCACCCUGACACUGUGGCUCCACGCCCUGACACUGUGGUUCAAUACCCUGACACUGUGGCUUCUGAACCUAACACUGUGGCUCCACAUCCUGAUACUGUGGCUUCAUACCCUGACACAAUGGCUCCAUGCUCUUACACUGUGGCUCCACACCCUGACACUGUGGCUCCACACCCUGACACUGUGGCUCCACACUCUGACACUGUGGCUCCACACCCUGACACUGUGGCUCCUCAUCCUGACACUGUGGCUUCUGAACCUGACACUGUGGCUCACAUCCUGAUACUGUGGCUUCAUACCCUGACACUGUGGCUCCACACCCUGACACUGUGGCUCCUCACCCUGACACUGUGGCUUCUGAACCUGACACUGUGGCUCACAUCCUGAUACUGUGGCUUCAUACCCUGACACUGUGGCUCCAUGCUCUUACACUGUGGCUCCACACCCUGACACUGUGGCUCCACACCCUGACACUGUGGCUCCACACUCUGACACUGUGGCUCCACACCCUGACACUGUGGCUCCAUGCUCGUACACUCUGGCUCCACGCCCUGACACUGUGGCUCCAUGCCCUGACACUGUGGCUCCAUGUCCUGACACUGUGGCUCCAUACCCUGACACUGUGGCUGCAUGUCCUGACACUGUGGCUCCAUACCCUGACACUGUGGCUCCACACCCUGACACUGUGGCUCCAUACCCUGACACUCUGGCUCCACACCCUGACACUGUGGCUCCAUACCCUGACACUCUGGCUCCACACCCUGACACUGUGGCUCCACACCCUGACACUGUGGCUCCACACCCUGACACAGUGGCUCCAUUCUCUUACACUGUGGCUCCACACCCUGACACUGUGGCUCCAUGCCUUGAGACUGUGGCUCCACACCCUGACACUGUGGCUCCACACCCUGACACAGUGGCUCCAUUCUCUUACACUGUGGCUCCACACCCUGACACUGUGGCUCCAUACCCUGACACUGUGGCUCCAUACCCUGACACUGUGGCUCCAUGCCCUGACACUGUGGCUCCAUACCCUGACACUGUGGCUCCACACCCUGACACAGUGGCUCCAUGCCCUGACACUGUGGCUCCAUACCCUGACACUGUGGCUCCACACCCUGACACUGUGGCUCCACACCCUGACACUGUGGCUCCACACCCUGACACUGUGGCUCCACGCCCUGACACUGUGGCUCCACGCCCUGACACUGUGGCUCCAUAUUGACAAUCCCAGACUUCUAUUCCAUGAAUAUCGUUUAAAAGCUGCCAUGUUCUUGUC
Haliotis rufescens (red abalone) is the source of this 3865-nucleotide messenger RNA. Its product is annotated as mucin-1-like. The coding region runs from base 367 to 2973 and encodes 868 amino acids. Lineage: Eukaryota; Metazoa; Mollusca; Gastropoda; Lepetellida; Haliotidae. The transcript has a single exon. The record is from RefSeq and is a predicted model, not a curated record.